UUGUCUUGUCAUAUCACAAUAAUUAUAUUGAAAAAAGAUUUUAGUGUAAAAUAAUUUCCAAUAAAUUUUUCAUAAAUUAUGAAAUAAUAAAAUGUGCACAUUUUACAUAUUAAAAAUAAAAUAAUAAACCGUAGUAAAACUUUUAUGAAAGAAAAUUCACCUUUGAUUUUAAUUUAUUUUUGCAAAAAUACAUACGUAAAAUUUAUAAAAUUUUGCUGUUCAAUGAACUUCAUUACGAGUUUUGUGUUUUGUUUUAAUUACUCAAAAAUAUCAAUUUUUAUUUUGAAAAAUGUUUAAAAUUACAUAAAUAUGGAAAACGAAUCAAUUAAGUCAGAACACAGUGGAAGAUCUAGACGCUCAAGAGCAUACCAAUCUAAUACAAAUAAUUCCAACAUAAAUAAUUUUGGAUCAUCAAAUAGCAAUAGUGGACAAAAUAGAACACGACAUUCCCACAGAAAAGGUAGUGGUAGUGGUAGCGGCAGCACAAAAAGAAAUAAUACAACAGAUAAUAUGGCUCCCUUUCAGACAAGUGUCAAUCUUACAGAUAGCGAAAACCGUGAUGGACAAGAGAUAAUCGAAGUUCAAAUACUACCACAAGAUGAAAACUGGGGUGAAAAUACUACAGCAGUUACUGGUAAUACUUCUGAACAAAGUAUCUCAAUGGAGGAUAUUAAUGGCAAUUGGAAUCGAGAAACUGAAUCUAGUUUAGGUUUUGCUUGCAAGCGUUAUAUAGAAUCAACGUUUUCAUUAACAUUGGGAUUCGUUUCAUUUUUUUCACCUAUAGCAAUGGUAAUGAUGCCAAAGUUAGGAUUCUUCCCAUCAGCAUUCGAUAAUGACGAUUUAACGCCAACAAAGAAAUUCCAAUUAUUGGCUUGUAGUAGUGAGUGCAAAGGUUUACUAGUGUCUUUGACAGCGCGUUUAAUUCUUUUAGCUCUUGGUUUAUGGGCUGUAUUUUUAAGACGACCAAUUGCGACAAUGCCGAGAAUAUUUCUAUUUCGUGCAACAGUUUUACUUUUAGUUACUGUCUCAACCUUUGCUUAUUGGCUUUUUUAUAUAGUGCAAGUUACAAAUGGGGCUAAAAUAUUAGUUGAAAAUGGGGAUGUUGUUGAUUAUAAGUCUCUUGUGUCAUAUGCAACAAAUUUUGUAGACACACUUCUUUUUAUCCAUUAUACAGCCGUUGUUUUACUGGAGAUACGUCAUCAACAAUCUUACUAUUAUAUAAGAAUUAUCAGAUCACCAGAUGGAAUUAGUCGUUCUUACGGCAUAGGCCAAUUGAGUAUACAAAGAGCAGCUGUAUGGGUUCUUCAAAAGUAUUAUAUUGAUUUUCCAAUAUAUAACCCAUACUUGGAACGCAUUCCAAUUUCAAAAUCACAAAGAAAACAAAUUUCAUCUAGUUUUAAAUAUUAUGAGGUUGAUGGUGUUAAUCCAGCUCAGCAACAAAGUCAAAGUAGGGCGGUUUUGGCUGCAAAUGCCAGACGGCGUGACUCUUCACAUAAUGAAAGAUUUUAUGAAGAACAUGAAUAUGAAAGACGUGUUAAGAAACGGCGAGCUAGAUUAAUAACUGCAGCUGAAGAAGCCUUUACUCAUAUAAAACGAAUACAUAACGAACCCGCUCCAGCAGUGCCUUUAGAUCCACAAGAAGCAGCUCAAGCAGUUUUUCCAUCAAUGGCAAGAGCUUUGCAAAAGUAUCUACGUGUGACAAGACAGCAACCAAGACAUACUUUCGAAAGCAUUUUAAAACAUUUAGCACAUUGCUUAAAACAUGAUUUAUCACCAAAAGCAUUUUUAGAACCAUAUUUAAAUGAGUCACCAGUAAUGCAAAGCGAAAAAGAACGUCGUAACUUUCAAUCCUGGUCAUUAAUAUGUGAUGAAUUAUUAUCGCGACCUAUACGUUCUGGUUGUACUUUUCAACUUAUUCAAAAUGAUGUUUCACUUAUAGUAACCAUUCAUAAAUUGCCUCAUUUCAAUAUUUCUGAAGAGGUUGUUGAUCCAAAAAGUAAUAAAUUUGUUCUUAAAUUAAACUCAGAAACUUCUGUAUGACAUAACGGUAACGAAUAUACUCAAAUAUUAGUAUAACAUUUAUUCUAAAACUAAAAGAAAACAAAAAAAGGGAAAUAAACUAUUUUGAAUCCAAAUAUGUGUACUUAAAAACUCAAAAAAAAAGAAUUAAAAUAUGUAGCUAUAUAUUAUUAUAUUUUACAAAAAGAUCU
This is a messenger RNA of Condylostylus longicornis, 2210 nucleotides long. RefSeq names its product vang-like protein 2-B (gene Vang). Gene Ontology annotation, cellular component: plasma membrane. The transcript has 2 exons. Bases 310 to 2040 code for a protein of 576 amino acids. NCBI's taxonomy places the organism in Eukaryota, Metazoa, Arthropoda, Insecta, Diptera, Dolichopodidae. The record is from RefSeq and is a predicted model, not a curated record. Gene Ontology annotation, biological process: Wnt signaling pathway, planar cell polarity pathway; establishment of planar polarity; multicellular organism development.